AUGUACGUGCCUCUGAAAGGAAGGACUGUGGUAGACCAACAAUCACCAAGGAAGAGUGUGAGAAGAAAAAUUGCUGCUUUGAUAGCAGCAUUGAGAAUACCAAAUGGUGUUUCUUCCAUGGUGGGUAUAAUAAGUAAAUAUUCCAACAUCUCCUUUUAUUUAAGCCCCAGUUCGCACUAUGAAUCACAUGUGAAUAGCACAGGAACCACACCGCAGACAUGCAUUCACCUUUUUUGGAGCCACACUGCUACCGGAUCUCAUGGUCCUUUCGUACUAUGCGAUCUGGUGCAGCAGAUCGCUAGGGCAGUGUGA
Molecule: messenger RNA, 312 nt
Organism: Staurois parvus
Lineage: Eukaryota; Metazoa; Chordata; Amphibia; Anura; Ranidae
Source: the annotation of a GenBank genome assembly